GAAGCCAUGUCUGCUAGGAACAGCUUCCCCAACAUCGCGAGUAUUGGCGACCUGGAGCCGCUCAUUGCUGCCAUUCCCGCCACGAAAGUUGAGCUGACCGUGUCGUGCAGAAACCUUUUAGAUCGAGAUACCUUCUCCAAAUCUGACCCAAUUUGUGUGUUGUACACUCAAACGGUGGCCAACAGGGAGUGGAGAGAGUUUGGGCGAACAGAGGUCAUUGAUAACACCUUAAACCCUGACUUUGUCCGAAAAUUCAUCCUUGACUACUUCUUCGAAGAACGGCAGAACCUACGCUUUGAUCUGUAUGACCUCGACUCAAAGAGUGAAAACCUCUCCAAACAUGACUUUUUGGGUCAAAUAUACUGUACUCUGGGAGAAGUGGUUGGCUCUCCUGGCAGUCGUAUGGAGAGACCACUCAUGGGCAUUCCUGGUAAAAACUGUGGGACCAUCAUUGUAAAAGCAGAGGAACUUGUAAAUUGUAGGGAGUCAGUAUUGCUGCAGUUUUGUGGAAACAACCUUGACAAGAAGGACUUCUUUGGCAAGUCAGAUCCAUUCCUUGUUUUUUCCCGCAGCAAUGAAGAUGGAACAUUCACUAUUUGUCAUAAGACUGAAGUGGUAAAGAACACUCUGGACCCAGUAUGGCAGGCCUUCAAAAUCCCAGUUAGAGCACUGUGUAACGGAGAUUAUGACAGAGCGAUAAAGAUUGAGGUGUUUGACUGGGACAGAGAUGGAGGGCACGACUACAUUGGAGAGUUCAAGACCAGCUACAGGGAACUGUCCAAAGGCCAGUCUCAGUUUACUGUAUGGGAGGUAUUAAAUAUGAAGAAAAAGAAGAAGAAGAAAAAAUACCACAAUUCAGGAACCGUUACACUGCUGUCGUGCCUCAUUGAUGUGGAGGUCACAUUUUUGGACUAUAUUAAAGGAGGCACUCAGAUUAAUUUCACAGUGGCAAUCGAUUUUACUGCAUCAAAUGGAAAUCCGUCUCAGCCUACCUCUCUUCACUACAUAAACCCAUACCAGCUUAACGCCUAUGCCAUGGCUUUGAGAGCCGUGGGCGAGAUCAUUCAAGACUAUGACACUGAUAAAAUGUUCCCUGCACUGGGGUUUGGAGCAAAGUUGCCUCCUGAUGGCAUGGUAUCACACGAAUUUGCCUUGAAUGGGAACCCAGAAAACCCAUAUUGUAGCGGUAUAGAGGGAGUAAUCCAGGCGUAUUACCAGAGUCUGAAGAGCGUGCGUCUCUACGGUCCCACGUAUUUCUCACCAGUUAUUAAUCAUGUAGCAAGGUAUGCAUCGUUAGUUAAGGAUGGCUCAGAGUACUUCAUUUUACUCAUCAUUUCUGAUGGAGUCAUCUCUGACAUGGCUCAGACCAAGGAAUCCAUUGUAAAUGCCUCCUGUCUUCCAAUGUCAAUAAUAAUAGUCGGAGUUGGAUCAGCUGAAUUUGAUGAAAUGGUUGAAUUGGACGGUGAUGAAGUGAGAAUUUCCUCAAGAGGAAGGUUUGCUGAGAGAGAUAUUGUACAGUUUGUUCCUUUUCGAGACUAUAUCAACCCCAGGGGAAACCACAUUCUCAGCAUGGCCCGUCUGGCUAAAGAUGUGCUGGCUGAAAUUCCAGAUCAGUUCCUGCACUACAUGAGAACCAGAGGCAUCAAACCGAGCCAGACAUCUGCUUAUAUUUCUAAACCACUUGCAGUACUGUCCCACCAUGCAGACUCACUACAGACACUGAUCUGA
This is a messenger RNA of Trichomycterus rosablanca, 1728 nucleotides long. RefSeq names its product copine VIII (gene cpne8). The record is from RefSeq and is a predicted model, not a curated record. NCBI's taxonomy places the organism in Eukaryota, Metazoa, Chordata, Actinopteri, Siluriformes, Trichomycteridae. Gene Ontology annotation, cellular component: plasma membrane. Gene Ontology annotation, biological process: cellular response to calcium ion. The transcript has 20 exons. The coding region runs from base 7 to 1728 and encodes 573 amino acids. Gene Ontology annotation, molecular function: calcium-dependent phospholipid binding.